Ostreobium quekettii is the source of this 324-nucleotide messenger RNA. The record is from the annotation of a GenBank genome assembly. Lineage: Eukaryota; Viridiplantae; Chlorophyta; Ulvophyceae; Bryopsidales; Ostreobiaceae.
AUGAAAUUUCUAAAUGGCUUUCUGCCGUUUUCAUCCCUGAAUGGCAUGGCCGAUCAGUCACUGAAUUCGGACGCCACUGAGUCUGACGCUCUUUCUCCGUUUCCGCACGCAAAGACAGGAUUUGACGACAUGGUGGUAAGGCCGCUCCGAGCCCGGGCGCCGGGCCACUGCCUUGCCCCGCUUCCCAUGCCCUCAUCGGUGCCUUUCAGCCUGUUUCCUGAGGGGGAGCCAUGUUGCACUACCCCACCCUCGCUGAACGCUGGAUACAUGAUGGACAUCUUGGGACUUCCAGGUAGGCCACUGUCACGUCCUGUGCAGCGUUAA